Heterostelium album PN500 is the source of this 2409-nucleotide messenger RNA. RefSeq names its product AB-hydrolase associated lipase region containing protein. The record is from RefSeq and is a predicted model, not a curated record. Gene Ontology annotation, biological process: lipid metabolic process. The coding region runs from base 1 to 2409 and encodes 802 amino acids. The transcript is spliced from 4 exons. Lineage: Eukaryota; Evosea; Eumycetozoa; Acytosteliales; Acytosteliaceae.
AUGUUAUUUGGUAUUAGGAGAUGGAUUACAACAGUACUUAUUUCCUAUUUAGAUAGGACGUUGGUAUCGAUGAAUGAAUCCAUCAAAGCAUUUAUACAAGAGGUCUGGCAAUUGGGAGUACAAUUGGCGAAUAUUAUAAUAGUUGGAUUCUUAGGAUUCUUUUAUCAACCUGGUUACCAAAGUUAUCUUGAACAAAGAAAUAGAAUAAAGAAAAAGGCAAAACAACAACAGCAGCAACAGCAACAGCAACAGCAACAACAACAAAAAAGAAAAUCAACGACAACAACAAUAUCAUCAACACCGACUAGUACUUUAGAUGAAAAGUUAUUGUUACAACAAAAGCAGCAACAGCAACAUCAACAGCAUCAACAACAACUUCAAUUACAACAAUUAAGACGACAGUUGAGUAACUCACCACUAUUCGGUGGAGUUAACCGACAGCCGCCAAACGAUAAACAUCCAACACCUUUUGUACAGCUUUUAAACGAUAAUUCCGAUUCGUCACCUGCGAUCUCAUCGUCAACUUCGAUGAACAAUAUCAUAGAUGAAUCGACCAAUUCAUCGGGAACGACAACACCCGGCACCACACCGAAUUUGAACAACCUUAACAGUAGCAACAGCAGCAUCCAAUACAAUAGUUUUAUAAAUCACAACAUAGGAUCACCUUUUAGAAAGAGUGCAAGUACUUCAUCGAUUAGAAAUAGUAGCAACCAAUCACCUAGAAGACCCAUGAUUGUUAGUAACAAUCCAUCAUCAUUAGAAACAACAACAACAACAACAACAUCUUCAACAACGAUAUCAUCAUCGCCAUCAACAUCAUCUGCAUUUUCACAGAAUCGACCAACCCGAAAGAAAAAGAAACGUGUAUACUAUGUAAAUAGAGAUUUAGUUCAUCAACACGAACAGAUUACCACUGGAUUCCUAGAGGAUUUGAAAACAAACAUUCUCCUACUCUUUGAUAAUCUAUUCUACUGGCUAAGAGUCAAAACAACUUCCAUACUCACAAUCAUUGCCAACAUAAAGAUUAGAUCUUUAAUACUAUUCUCAAUAACACUACCAUUUUAUUUACCUUAUUAUAUAUUUAAGCUAUUUACAUUACCAUUUACAGUUAUUAAACCACUUUUCAAUAUGUUUGUAAAUAGAAUAAAAAGAGUGAAGAACAUACCGAAUCGAUUGUUCUCUGAUAAGGAAUUGGAUGUGAGAAGUGUAAAAGAGAUUAUAGAACAGGCUGGAUAUCCAUAUGAAAGAUAUCAUGUAACGACGGAAGAUGGAUACAUUCUAUUGUUGGAGAGAAUACCAAAUAAGCAAUCAAAGCAUACUCUCUACUUGCAGCAUGGUAUUUUCGAUAAUAGCUUUGCGUGGGUUGCCAAUGGCCCAACACAAUCGUUGGCAUUCGCCGCUCAUGAUCAAGGCUAUGACGUAUUCCUUGCGAAUCUACGUGGAAACGGCGAGCGUCUUCACACUGAAACCAACAUCUCCUCUAAACAAUACUGGGAUUUCUCAAUCAAUGAACAUGCAUUCCGUGAUAUUCCCUCGUUCAUUCAAGUGAUUAGACAAGUCAAGACUAAAGAGUUGUCGGCGUUGAAUCAUGAUUUGGUAUCGCCUGACGACAUCAACAUUAGUGCAGUUGCGCACAGCAUGGGAGCAGCAUGCAUACUGAUGUAUAUUGUGAUGAUGGGAAUCCUAAAGAAGAGUCAUCAUUUGAGUCGUGCUAUUCUCCUAUCGCCUGCAGGUUACCACGAGACUGCACCAAAGAUCUGUGAUAUUCUUGGACCGAUCAUCAAUGCUUGGCUCUACUUCUUCCCAAUGGAUGUAUUCAGCUUCCCUAGCGAUACUAUCAGAGUAAUCAUUGCCAAAAUCUAUCAUGAUGUCAUCAGCAAUACACCCACCAAAGACUUGAUGGUCUAUCUUGUCUCACGAUUCCUUCUGGGUGGCGAUACCAAGAAUCAUCCACUAGAGAAAAUUCACAAUCUGGCAUACAACACAUUCUCUGGCACCUCUGUCAAGAUCUACAGACACUUCUGGCAGAAUAGAAGAGCUCGCAAGUUCCAAGCAUACGACUAUGGAAAAGAAAGAAAUCUAAUUGAAUACGGUACACCAGAACCCUUAAAUUUUUUAGAUCAUUAUAACCUUAUUAAUAUACCAGUUCAUUUCAUAAUGGGAUUAAAAGAUAAUUUAAUAGAGCCAGUUAAUAUCAUUAAACAUUAUACAACAUUGAAAAAGUCACAUCCACAACAUGCAUUUUUGAAAGCAAGCAAGAGUGGACACAUAGAGUUUACUCUGGGAUUGGACGAUCAAAUUAUAAAUUAUAUCAUGAAUAUAUUGGGUGACCCUGUUAAAUCUGCGAAUACAUCUUUAUCAAUAUCAACAAUACCAACAACGACAACCUAUGUUGGUUCAAAGAAAUAA